AAUCUCUCGCGCGCCCCGCAGCCGCCGGCACGCACGCACGCGAUCGUCACGCCGCGAAGACCAUGAGCAUCACGGCGGCGGCUGUGGCCGUGGGCCCGCCCGCGUUCGCCAUCGGGGCCGCGCCGGCCGCGGAGAUGGAGAUGAAGCCGGCGCUGGCGCUGCCGGAGCCGAGCCGCGGCGUGGGCGGCAUCGGGGAGGACAGCGACGGCGUCCGGGUGGCGGCGGAGGGGCGGGCGUCGCGGUUCCGGCGGAUCUGCGUCUACUGCGGCAGCGCCAAGGGGCGCAAGGCCAGCUACCAGGACGCCGCCGUCGACCUCGGCAAGGAGAUGGUGGAGAGGGGCAUAGACCUGGUCUACGGGGGCGGCUCCAUCGGCCUCAUGGGCCUCGUCUCCCACGCCGUCCACGCCGGCGGCCGCCAUGUCAUCGGGAUCAUCCCAAGAUCACUCAUGCCCAGAGAGGUAACCGGGGAUCCUGUAGGGGAAGUUAGAGCUGUUUCUGGCAUGCACGAGAGGAAGGCCGAAAUGGCUCGGUUUGCUGAUGCUUUUAUUGCCUUACCAGGUACAAAUUCAAUAGCCCACUCCAAUUCUUCUACAAGUGAGAAAAUGUGGAAUAAAUCAUGCAUAUUUUGUGCUGUAGAGUUUGACAAUUCAGUUAAUUUGACAGGCGGCUACGGAACCUUGGAGGAGUUGCUUGAAGUGAUCACGUGGGCACAACUAGGAAUACAUAAGAAGCCGGUCGGUCUGCUGAACGUCGACGGAUUCUACGACCCACUGCUGUCGUUCAUCGACGUGGCCGUCAACGAAGGCUUCAUCACCCAGGAGGCGAGGCAGAUCAUCAUCUCGGCCCCGACAGCCAAGGAGCUAGUCAAGAAGCUGGAGGACUACGUUCCAGAGUACGAGAUCGGCCUAGUGUGGGAGGACCAGGACCAGAUACCAAGCAACAGCCUGGUCCCGGAGCCGCUGGAGACCCCCGCGAUCACCUCCUCCUGAUCGAUCAACCUUGCGUGCAUCUCAGUUAGGGUUCUAACAACAGUGUCAAGAUAGCGGCGCCGCAUAUAUUUAUUCUCUCCUAGAUGAUAAGUCCUAGCCGACUGAAGGGCGAC
This is a messenger RNA of Aegilops tauschii subsp. strangulata, 1102 nucleotides long. The record is from RefSeq and is a predicted model, not a curated record. Lineage: Eukaryota; Viridiplantae; Streptophyta; Magnoliopsida; Poales; Poaceae.